Haemonchus placei is the source of this 345-nucleotide messenger RNA. The record is from the annotation of a GenBank genome assembly. NCBI's taxonomy places the organism in Eukaryota, Metazoa, Nematoda, Chromadorea, Rhabditida, Trichostrongylidae.
AUGCUGUUGCGCUUGAUCUCAUUUAUCACUUUCUUCACCGUGAUACUCGCAAACGAUUUUGGUCCACCAUGUCUUCCAACAAGAAUCAAUUACAGGGUGCAGUAUCCGUGUCUCGAAAGCGUCGAUGAAGACGAAAGCAGUGACCAAGAAGCUCGACUAAAAGGUGAACCGUCUAAGUUUGCGCAGACUGGUGUCUACGAUCGAUUGUUCAAAGUGGGAAACACAAGAGCUUGGCAAGGACCGACGUACAUUUACGAGCCAACGUACGGUUACAAUCCCAAUCUUCCACAAAACGGACCAUAUAUCUUUCGAUACAGCAAUUUCUUCAACAAGCCCUUGAAGUAG